Mesorhabditis belari is the source of this 2172-nucleotide messenger RNA. Lineage: Eukaryota; Metazoa; Nematoda; Chromadorea; Rhabditida; Rhabditidae. The record is from the annotation of a GenBank genome assembly.
AUGACAUCAAAUCUUUUGGUAUGUGAGCUCAACGAUACUCCUUCAGUUUCCGAUGUUGAUGAGAAAAAUUAUUAUGAAAAAGUGAAUAAGAAUCAGUAUAUCUUUGAUGAAGAAUUCGGCUUUAUUGCCAGUGGAAAGAAGAAGAAAUCCUCGGAGAUUAUCCAAGAGAAGUUAGAAGAUGUGAGAGAUUAUCUAAAGCCGAGCGCUUUAUAUGGAUGGAUGCCGAUAUUGAAAUGGUUACCGAAAUAUAAUGUGAAAGAGAAUUUGAUUAAUGAUGUGAUUGGCGGGUUGACUGUUGGGAUCAUGCAUGUCCCACAAGGCAUGGCUUAUGCGAAUCUUGCUGGGAUGCGCCCAGAGAACGGCCUCUACACCUCGCUGAUACCUCCAUUCUUUUACAUGUGUUUUGGUACUUCGAGACACGUUUCAUUGGGUGUUUUUGCUGUGGUAAGCCUUAUGGUCGGUUCCUGUAAUCUUCGUCUCACUCAACUCCUCUUUGAGCAAAAAUUCUCGAAUUCAUCGAUGCCAAUCGAAGAAUCGCUUUUCGAGCAAAUCACUUACGAUAUUCGGGUAGAAAUCGUGACUAGUUUAGCGUUACUGGUAGGAAUUAUACAGAUUUUAUUGGGCUUUCUACGGUUAGACUUUUUGACGAGCUUUUUAUCUGAUCAGGUGAUCGCUGGUUUCACAACGGGUGCAGCGGUUCACGUUUUCACGGCUCAACUCAACAAAAUUCUUGGUGUCUCUUUGCCACGAGCGAGCGGAAUCGGAAAGCUUUUUCCUAUUUGGCUUCAACUUUUGUCGUCAAUUCGUUUCGGUGAGGCGAAUCUCUCAACUUUUCUCCUCUCUCUAUCAACGAUUUCUCUUCUUUUCAUCUUCAAAGACUAUCUCGAUCCGCUCAUCAAAAAAUUGCUUAAAACGAAGAUACCUAUACCUUAUGAUCUCUUUGUGAUAAUUUUCGGUACUAUAUUCUCGUAUUCUUUUGGAUUUCGGGAAAAGUUUUCGGUGAAAGUGAUUGGGAAGAUUCCGACUGGAUUUCCAAGCACUAGAGCGCCCAAUGGUUCUCUAUUUCCUCUGCUAUUUGCCGAUGCAAUGGCCAUAGCUGUUGUCGUUCUCGUAGUCACGAUUUCAAUGGGGAAACUCUUUGCGAAAAAGCACAACUACAAGAUUGAUACAAGACAAGAGUUCUACGCACUAGGCUUCAUGGAGUGUUUGAGCUCAUUGUUUCCCGUUUGGCCAAGUAGCACGGCAUUGGCAAGGACUUUAGUCUACGAGGCUGCUGGCACAAAAACCCAAUUGGCCACCGUUUUCUCGAGCCUUCUCCUACUGACAGUUAUCUUCUUUAUCGGACCAUUUCUAGAGGAAUUGCCAUUGUGUCUCUUAUCUUGUAUCAUCAUUGUGGCGUUGAAAGGGAUGUUCAUGCAAUUGAAACAGAUUCCCACCUUGUGGAGAGCCAAUAAAACUGAUGCGUUCGCUUUUCUGAUCUCCUUUAUCGGAACCGUUGUCUUUGAUGUGGUUGAGGGAUUGGCACUUGGAGUCAUUUUUGUGCUCGGUGUGCUCAUCAUGAAAAUACAAAGAGCUCGUCUUGUGGAACUCGGUCGAAUGUCACACAACAAGGACAAAACUUACUACAAACCUUCAAAGAACUACAGAGACGCUGUUGUUCCCGAUUUCACUCUUUGCCUUCACUUCUCGGCGCCGAUCAUUUUCACGAAUGCCGAAAGCUUUCGCAGUCAACUCAAUCAAAUGAUUGAUGGAAGUAUACGGAAUAAUAAUCAUGGUAAGCAUCUAUUAGAGCAAAAGAUGUCGAGAGAGAACUCGGAGCCAAUUCUGAGGAAUGCGGGAGUUAGCAUUGCCACCAGCGAGAGUCAGAAAAAUAUUCUUUCUUGUACGAACACAUUCAAAUCACGAAUCAAGCUUCCUAUUCAACGGGUUGUCAUCGAUCUUGUUGGGGUACCAUUCGUGGAUUUCACUGGAGCCAAUUCUUUGAUUGAAACAAUUCUCGAGAAAAAGAAGACAGGAGUGCUGCUCAUGUACUCUUCAGCAAACUUGGAGAUCCUGUCAACGCUGAGACAAGUGGAGAGUUUCGAGAAGCAUCACCUCUUCGCCCACUUCUUCCCUUCAAUAGAGGAUGCCCUGGACGCUGAAGAGAACGAGAAUCUUUAUUGUUCUUUAAAA